AUGCAUGUGCAGUUAAGGGUCAGGUCCCCCAGGGUGCCACAGGGUCAGGUCCCCCAGGGUGCCACAGGGUCAGGUCCCCAGGGUGCCACAGGGUCAGAUCCCUAUAGGGUGCCACAGGGUCAGGUCCCCCAGGGUGCCACAGGGUCAGAUCCCAGGGUGCCACAGGGAUCCCCAGCCACAAGGGUCCAGGUCCCCAGGGUGCCACAGGGUCAGAUCUGGGGUGCCACAGGUCAGUCCCCCAGGUGCCAGGGUGAGUCAGAUUCCCCCAAGUGCCACAGGGUCAGGUCCCCAGAGAUUGCCACCAUUCUGGGGUGCCACAGGGGUCAGGUCCCCAGGGUGCCACAGGGUCAGAUCUCCAGGGUGCCACAGGGUCAGGUCCCCCAGGGUGCCACAGGUCAGGUUCCCCAGGGUGCCACAGGGUGCCACCCAGGUCCCCCAGGUGCCACAGGGUCAGAUCCCCCAGGGUGCCACAGGGUCAGGUCCCCAGGGUGCCAGGGUGCCACAGGGUCCCCCAGGGUGCCACAGUCCAGGGUGCCACAGGGUCAGGUCCCCAGGGUGCCACAGGGUCAGGUCCCCCAGGGUGCCACACAGGGUCAGGUCCAGGUCCCCAGGGUGCCACAGGGUCCAGAUCCCCAGGGUGCCACAGGGUCAGGUCCCCAGGGUGCCACAGAGUCAGAUUCCCCAGGGUGCCACAGGGUCAGGUCCCCAGGGUGCACACAGGUCAGAUCCAGGGUGCCACAGGGUCAGGUCCCCAGGGUGCCACAGGGUCAGAUCCUCCAGGGUGCCACAGGGUCAGGUCCCCAGGGUGCCACAGGGUCAGAUUCCCCCACAGGGUUCCCCCAGGGUGCCACAGGGUCAGGUCCCCCCAGGGUGCCACAGGUCCAGGUCCCCAGGGGUGUCGAUCCCCAGGGUGCCACAGGGGUCAGGUCCCCCAGGGUGCCACAGGGUCAGGUCCCCAGGGUGCCACAGGUCAGGUCCCCAGGGUGCCACAGGGUCAGGUCUCCCAGGGUGCCACAGGGUCAGGUCCCCCAGGGUGCCACAAGGUCAGGUCCCCCAGGGUGA
This is a messenger RNA of Homarus americanus (American lobster), 1062 nucleotides long. RefSeq names its product basic salivary proline-rich protein 2-like. The record is from RefSeq and is a predicted model, not a curated record. The transcript has 3 exons. The coding region runs from base 1 to 1062 and encodes 353 amino acids. NCBI's taxonomy places the organism in Eukaryota, Metazoa, Arthropoda, Malacostraca, Decapoda, Nephropidae.